AUGCAUGAGGAGAGCAGCGUCUUUGGGCCCGAGGCGCGAGCGGGGGGCGACGACGUGGAUCUGGGGGCAACCCACCACUCGGCGUACAUUGAGGGCAUUCAGACAAGCUUGGGGGAGGCAAAGCAGGAGUUGCCAUCGCAGCGAUCCGGCGCUGUGCCGCAGCCCGCGCGCUUGUCCACCAGUAAUGCAGGCGUUCUUAGUGGAGUUGAAGCUGCUGGAGGCGAUGUGCCGUCGUCCGUGGGGCGUCAGGACACCGACGCGGAGGACGAUGAAGAGAAGGAGUUUGUGGACGAGUUUGGCUUCAUAAUUGACAAGGAGCAAAAAAACAGGGAGCUUCUUUAUGUCAAGAGUAUCAACGGGAAGAAGGUGGUUCGUCGUGAGGUCAAGUGGGCAAACAUGGCCUCUAACUGGGACAAGGUAAACUCCAAGCGACACGCCCUGUUGAAGGAGCGUUGCCGCAAAGGAAUUCCAGCACGCUUCCGUGGCGUGGCCUGGCAGUUGCUUCUUGGGUCGCACAAGCAGAUGUCGGAUCCCGCGAAUCGAGGCACAUAUGCGUCCCUGUGCAACAAGGAGCUUGAGGACGAGGAAUUGACGCAGGUCAUUGGGCGAGAUCUGGCACGAACUUUCCCAACACAUAUUCUUUUCAGAGAGGAGGGAGGCGUUGGACAGACUUUUUUGCGUAAUGUGCUCCAUGCCUACGCCUGCGUGGAUCCAGAGGUGGGAUAUGUACAAGGUAUGGGUUUUGUUGUCGCUGCGCUCUCCACCCAGUUGGGGGAGGAGGAGACAUUCUGGGCGCUACACGCGCUGAUGCACGACAAUCGAUAUAAACUUCGUGAGAUGUACCGGCCUGGGUUUCCCAUGCUGCAGCAGUUUUUUUAUCAGCUGAAACGACUCAUGGCUCGCCUGCUGCCCAAGUUGUACCGUCACUUUGAAGCCGUCGGGGUGGAGCCGUCUUUCUACGCUUCACAGUGGUUUAUGACGUUGUUUGUGUACCACUUUCAGUUUCGGGCCCUGCUGCGGGUCUGGGACAUCUUCAUGAGCGAAGGAUGGAAGAUCAUUUUUCGUGUGGCAAUCGCGUUGAUGAAGUGGGAAGUAGAACGACUUGUGAAAAUGCCGUUUGACGAGGCUAUCCCCGCGUUGAAAAAAUUGCACGAAGGGAAAGACCCAGACGAGAUAUUGCGCCGUGCACACGAUGUUAAGUUCAAAACCGCAGAAUUACAGGCGUACGGUGACGCAUAUUGGCGCACACAGAAUGUGAAGUAA
Trypanosoma conorhini is the source of this 1263-nucleotide messenger RNA. Its product is annotated as rab-like GTPase activating protein. The transcript has a single exon. The record is from RefSeq and is a predicted model, not a curated record. NCBI's taxonomy places the organism in Eukaryota, Euglenozoa, Kinetoplastea, Trypanosomatida, Trypanosomatidae. The coding region runs from base 1 to 1263 and encodes 420 amino acids.